CAGGUACAACUGUGUAAAUAUGAGACUGCUUCACUACUCCUGAUUAAGUAGCCCAUUACAAUACUUAACUAUACAUAGUAAAAGUGUACAUACAGUACUUGAAAUUAUAAGAUCAUGUUAGGUAUAAUGUAGCCUAAUUAGGCAAUAGCGGUAGUGAAUCAAUGAUGGAGAACGUCACUGCUAAUUAGUGAGUAAUAUAUAAAUAACUUCCAAAUUCACUAAAUGUUUAACUUUUAAAUUUAAUUAAUUUGUUUAAAUAUAUAUAAAAUAAAAUAUAUACUAUAUAACAUAUAACAUAUAACAUAUAAUAAUGUCCGGUGGUAAAGGUAAAGCCUCAACUUCAGAAAAAGCUUCUACUUCAAGAUCAGCUAAAGCUGGUUUAACUUUCCCAGUUGGUAGAGUUCAUAGAUUAUUAAGAAAAGGUAAUUAUGGUCAAAGAAUUGGUAGUGGAGCUCCAGUUUAUUUAACAUCAGUUUUAGAAUACUUAUCAGCUGAAAUUUUAGAAUUAGCUGGUAAUGCUGCUAGAGAUAAUAAGAAAUCCAGAAUUAUUCCAAGACAUUUAUCUUUAGCUAUUAGAAAUGAUGAAGAAUUAAAUAAAUUAUUAGGUCAUGUAACUAUUGCUAAAGGUGGUGUAUUACCAAAUAUUCAUCAAAAUUUAUUACCAAAGAAAUCAGGUAAAUCUUCAAAAGCUUCUCAAGAAUUAUAAAUCAGUAAUAUCUGAUAUUUAAAAAGGAAAAGUUUGGUGGUAUUUAUUUUGUUUUGUUUUGUAUGGUAUUCUUUAAUUUCUUUAAGUAAUGUGUAUUAUUAAUGCUAGGAUUUGAUAUACUUCUAUAUAAAAGUGUAUCUAUUAAUUUAAAUUUGGGUAACAUCAAUUUACUGUAUAUUGUUUAAUUGGUAAUUUAAUCUGAAUAGUAUGGUUAUAUCAACUAU
Molecule: messenger RNA, 930 nt
Organism: Scheffersomyces amazonensis
Lineage: Eukaryota; Fungi; Ascomycota; Pichiomycetes; Serinales; Debaryomycetaceae
Gene: HTA1
Product: Hta1p
Exons: 1
Coding region: 311-706 (131 amino acids)
Biological process (GO): heterochromatin formation
Cellular component (GO): chromatin; nucleosome
Molecular function (GO): protein heterodimerization activity; DNA binding; structural constituent of chromatin
Source: RefSeq, a predicted model, not a curated record